GGCUUGAGCAAGUAAAUAAUUAUGUAGUUGGGGCAGAGAGCUAGACUAGAGAGGCAGUGAAGUGUGAUUUCUGAAAUUCUGGGCGGACAGGACGAACCUUUGACGGUGUGAUAUGGGCGGAUAUCUUCGAGUACGAUUUAUCUCUUAGAUUUGCUUUGCACAGGGUUUCAUUGUUUGUCUGUGAAGCGCUAGUUGAACCCGUUGCGAGGAUUACCAUUCGACGCCUCUGCUCUGACGCCCUUUGCUGCGGCGUAGUGCUACUCCGCCGGAAGAAUCGCUCACUACUUGGCACUGCCACUACCUCUUGUAGUAUUCCACUCGCACAGGCCUGUGCCAUUGUGGAAUAGACUCUGCCUAUCGUUGGGGCAGUCGUCCACUGGCCGCAUUCAUUAUUAUUUCUUGCCCGCCUGGACUGGAGCCGCAGUGGAAAUCGGAUGUGCACGUAAAUGCGUUGUACUGGACUGAUUCAGUGUUUGAUGCCCUCCGACCUGCCUGUCCUGCUGUAGCUCCUAUCUGACUGUCUAUGCAUCGAGUUUCUGUGGGCCGUCAAUUGCUUUAUGGCACUGACCGUCUCAAUCCUGCUAGCAGCGAAGUGAGACUCUCUGACCCCGUGAAACCGGCGGGUUGAACCUAGCGGGUCCACCUGGUAGCUCUCGGUCCCAUAGAAUUGUAGGGCUUGCAGCGAUAGAUAAGCCAGUGCAUAGGUGUGAGGUUGGAGACCCAGAACUACCUGCUACUCUGCUUAUCAACUACUAGUGCUAGUAAGACUAAGAGUCUGAGUCAAGCAUCAGGCAACCUUUCUUCAGCGGCGAAGCACUCACAGAGUGACUCAGACUCAUUUGCAGUAGAAGCCAAGACAGUCUAGCACAACGACACCCACAGCGUGACUACGCGAAGGAUGGCUGACAUUCUAGAAAAGUAUAUACGGAGGUCGACGGCAGAGCGCAAUGUCCAGUACCAUGUGGCUAUUGUUGGCCGCGUCGAAGACAAGGAGUUUCACAUUGCGGAGCUCUCGGCCAAGCUGUUGGAGACAUACAAGCCACAGGACAUCGCUGUAAAUGCUGUACCACUCUGCGAGGCUGACUGGUGUGUGUUUCUGGCACAUUGCAAGAAGAUGGUAGGUGGCACAAUGUGGUCCAUCAAGUCAGAGACAGUGGUCUUCUGCAAUGGAGAGUUCCUGGGCGAUGCGUUUGAGCUACUUGACUGGCUGAAGAAGGUGUUCGGCUAUGAGGAGUACAGACCCAUGCCACUGUACGACGCAAUAACCACUCUGGAAACACGGAAGUUCUUCACAGAAAAGGAGCGCACGCACGUCUUCAUGGCCAUUUCUGUCGGCGAUGAAGCGCUCAGUGGACGGCUGAUCUUCCAGCUCUUUGACGAUAUCUGCCCGAGAACGGUGCUGAACUUUCGCAACCUGUGCACCAGCACUGUGAUCGGAGAGUCCUACACAGAGACUGUCUUCCACCGGGUGGUGAAGAGUGGCUGGAUGCAGGGAGGAGACAUUGUCGAUGGGAGCGGCGGCAACAGUGUGUCAUCGUUCGGGACAGAAUUUGACGAUGAAUGCUUUGAAGUGAAGCACUCUGGCAGGGGUGUGCUGGGCAUGGCCAAUACAGGGCGGAACACGAACGGAUCUCAGUUCUACGUCACCUUCCAGCCGUGCCACUGGAUGGACAAGAAGCAUGUUGCCUUCGGGCGCCUCGUGACCGGUUGGGACUUGCUGGCAAAACUCGAAGCAGUGGAAGUGUUCAAUGACCGCCCUAUCACAACUUGCCGAAUCGUCAGCUGCGGCGAGUGGACACCACGAUGACACCAGCGUGAGCUGGGUGUACGAACUGACUUGACUUUACGCAAACAUUUCCUGCAACUGACUAGAUGCGUGUGCCGACCAGCAACCCAAUCGUUCAGACGUCCGCACUUAUGGUUGCUGCGACUGUGUUGCCUCAGUUUCCCCACACAGUAUCGGGGAGUAACCUACUUGUGCAAAAAUACUAUGUCACAGUUGUCUGAUGAUGUUGAUCUACUUGUUGAUGCAGCGUAUAAUGCUUAAAAAAAUGAAAUAAUGCUUUUAAAUUUAUUUGAAUAGCAAUCAAUGGAACCAGCUGAAUCGGCACUUUUACAGCGGCUUUAUAGUACAUAAUUGAAGGUCGUUAUAUGACAGACAAACAGGGAAAGUGUACUUGAAGUAAUUACAAUAUGGCGGAUAGGGAUGGACGAUGAAAAUUACGUGUACAAGUAACUACAUGUAGUUAACUUACAGGUUUCAUAAGAAAUGUAGUGUUGCACUUGAGAACUCAAAUGUGACGAGGGGACAAUCAGUGCAAUGAAAUCAGUCAAACAUGAGAAAUGAUCACCUGUAACAAAAAAAAAGCGGCGACAAGGGCAACUUGUGAUAAACUCUACCUAAUGUAUGAACAAGCAGCACUAGGAAAUAAGGGCAAGCAAAACGUUGACAGCACGCUACAGCGAAAAACAUGUGGUCAUCGCUGGUCAAGCAAACUGCAAUGCUACUUGAACAACUUCAAAAUAUUUAAUAUACAAUACUGUCCUUCUGAACACACAAAUUCGGCUUCAUUGAUAUACAACGUUGCCUUCCUGAUGAGAGUUGUACAAAGGUAGUUAGAAGUAUUUUCAUCGUCCAUCACUUUCCGCCAAAUUCUAACUGACACAUGUUUCCUCAUUUAAAAUUGUCCAUCGCAUCACGUUCUUUCACGUUAUGAAGUGUCGCAUGAUUCAGCUGGACCUGUUGGUCACAUUGCUGUUGCCUUGCUGCUUAGUAUUUUCUCUACCUGAGUAUACAGUCAUGUAUGUGGUUUGUGGCAAGAAUCAUGCUGGUAAUGAUUACAUCUACAAGUCUACAUGUAUUCUGUAGUCUCUGGCCUACUUCAGUAUGUAAGAAUUUGCAAUCAAAGGG
Messenger RNA from Sycon ciliatum, 2911 nucleotides. RefSeq lists its product as uncharacterized. The transcript is spliced from 9 exons. The record is from RefSeq and is a predicted model, not a curated record. Gene Ontology annotation, molecular function: peptidyl-prolyl cis-trans isomerase activity. Gene Ontology annotation, biological process: protein peptidyl-prolyl isomerization. NCBI's taxonomy places the organism in Eukaryota, Metazoa, Porifera, Calcarea, Leucosolenida, Sycettidae. Bases 899 to 1807 code for a protein of 302 amino acids.